CUCACACACACUUCAUACGUUCGUGAAAACGCAAGUGGAGAAUAGUCGUGCCAUUACUAGUGAUGUCGGUGAUUUGGUUGAGCUUUGGUGCCUUGUUCGGUCUUUGCGUGGUUCAUUAUGCUAAAAAAUAUUUCUGGGACUAUUGGGACAUGAAGGGCCCAUCUGUGUUCUUGAGCUUCCCCAUCAUUGGGCACGCCUGGAAACUUAGUCCAAACCCCCACAAGACCAUGGAAGACCUCAAAGCCACAUAUGGAAAUUUGUUUCGCUUCGACAUUGGACCCUAUCCCAGCCUGGUCGUGGCUGGUUUUGAAGAGUUUCAAGAAAUUUGCCGAAUGGAUGUCUUCAACGGACGGUUCUUCGGGAUUUUGCCCGCAGUUCAAACUGUCUUCGGCACAGACUCAAGAGGCGAGGUGUUUGGAGUAUCUGCUAGCAAUGGGCAAACAUGGACGGAACAACGGAAAUUUAUGCAUCAAAAUCUGAAUAUGGCUGGAAUGGGUAAAAAAAGCACUUUGGAGGACAUCAUCAACCAAGAAGCAGAAAUAGCCGCCGAAAGAAUGGCUUCUGUGGCAAAAAAUGGAACAGUCCAAAUCAAGAAGUUCUUUCCAGUUGCAAUCAAUAACAUUGUCUGGCGGAUGAUUACCGGGAUCACAUCAAGUCAAGACGACCCAUUCAUGUUGUAUUUGACAGAUCGGAUGAAUCGACAUUUCGAAUCCUUAUCCCCUUCCAACAUAACGGCAAUCCUCCAACAGUAUUUCCACAGAUUCACCAACAUUUUGGACAAGUUAAACCUGCCCACUUGCUUCAAGGACUUGUACAUAAUCCGGCAGUUUUUAGAUAACGAGUUCAAGAAGAUUGAUCCAGACCCCAACGGCCUUUACGUGGCCAAAUUCAAGGCCGAAAUUCAAGCAGCUGCAUCUAAUCCUGAGUCUUCGUUUCAUGGGACUGAUGGCGAUUUUCACCUUAGUGGACAUGCGGUGGACCUCUUUGUGGCGGGAACUGAAACGACCAGCACCGUUCUUGAGUGGGUCAUUUGGUAUCUGAUUGGGCACCAAGAUAUGCAAGAAAGAAUGUAUGAGGAGCUCGAUAAGGUGUUCGGAGCUCAUCCUCCCACUUUAGACCGCCAUGACAACUUACCCUUCACUCAGGCCUUCUUACUCGAGGUCAAUCGACACAGCCCAAUGGGCCUAACUUCAGUGCCAAGAUUCAAUUCAUCGGCAGUCACGUUUCGGGGCAUUCACAUCCCAAAGCGGACCCAAAUUGUCCCAUGUCUCAGCACAAUUAACCGUGACCCUAAACACUUCACAGAUCCACACAAAUUUGACCCGAAGCGAUUCUUGGACGCCCAAGGUCAAUUCGUGCGUAAUGAUCACGUUGUGAUUUUCGGACUGGGCAAACGGAAAUGCGUUGGGGAUGUUCUGGCCAAGGCUGAGAUCUUCCUCUUUGUCGCUCAAAUCGUUCUUCGAUUCAAAUUGACCCCCGCCACGCCUAUUUCCGACGAGAUAGAGCUUGGUCUGGCCAUUCGUCCAAGUCCAUAUUCGAUUACUGCGGUUUCUCGUGUUUGAGCGGUAUUAUUAAAUUUGGCUUACCUGAAGAAAGAAACAUGAAGAAUUUACAUGAGCAAGUUGCUAUGGAUGAGGUUGAGAGAACUGUAGAGUACAUCUUCCGUCAGAUAUGAUCCGUAUGUCAUAUUUUUGCCGAAUGGAUAAAUGAACUUGCAUAUAGUA
This is a messenger RNA of Tigriopus californicus, 1724 nucleotides long. RefSeq names its product cytochrome P450 2H1-like. The transcript has 4 exons. Bases 63 to 1562 code for a protein of 499 amino acids. NCBI's taxonomy places the organism in Eukaryota, Metazoa, Arthropoda, Copepoda, Harpacticoida, Harpacticidae. Gene Ontology annotation, molecular function: oxidoreductase activity, acting on paired donors, with incorporation or reduction of molecular oxygen; heme binding; iron ion binding. The record is from RefSeq and is a predicted model, not a curated record.